This is a messenger RNA of Lagopus leucura (white-tailed ptarmigan), 2731 nucleotides long. It is a transcript of the gene EDAR, whose product is annotated as ectodysplasin A receptor. NCBI's taxonomy places the organism in Eukaryota, Metazoa, Chordata, Aves, Galliformes, Phasianidae. Gene Ontology annotation, biological process: positive regulation of JNK cascade; positive regulation of canonical NF-kappaB signal transduction. The transcript is spliced from 12 exons. The coding region runs from base 297 to 1643 and encodes 448 amino acids. Gene Ontology annotation, molecular function: signaling receptor activity. The record is from RefSeq and is a predicted model, not a curated record. Gene Ontology annotation, cellular component: plasma membrane.
AACUUCUCCGGCAGAGAGCAAGGAGCCAAGGAGAAGUUCUUGGGAAGCCCUGCGAGCCUGAAGGCAGCGCCCGGUGACAGCUGAGGGCUUCUGGGGGCCAGAGACCCCUGGGAUCCUGUUGAGGACAUUCAUGCCGAGCUCCGUGAGGACGGAACACGCGUGCUGGUUGUGCCCGAGCCUCGGCAUCUGUGAGAGUCCGUCCGAGCGCUCGCCCCGAGCCCUGUGCCUGCGGGAGGACCUCACCUCUGGGCUGCGGUGGUGGUGACCCCGUCUGUGAGGUAAAAUAUCAAGAGAACAUGGCUCACCUGGGAGAAUGUAAAUGGACUCACGUGUUCCCUUUUCUGGUGGUUUCCUUGGUGUACUCUGCCAGCGCUGAAUACUCCAACUGCGGUGAGAAUGAAUACUACAACCAAACCACCGGCAUGUGCCACGACUGCCCCAAAUGCGAGCCGGGUGAAGAACCGUACAUGACGUGUGGGUAUGGCACCAAAGAUGAGGACUAUGGCUGCAUCCCCUGCCCGUCAGAGAAGUUUUCCAGAGGAGGUUACCAGAUAUGCAGAAGGCACAAAGACUGCGAGGGAUUUUUUCGAGCCACUGUCCUGACACCAGGAGAUCAAGAGAAUGAUGCAGAGUGCGGGCCUUGUCUCCCAGGUUACUACAUGCUGGAAAACAGACCUCGAAACAUAUAUGGAAUGGUUUGCUACUCAUGCUUGUUGGCACCUCCUAACACCAAAGAAUGUGCAGGGGCUACCUCUGGCAUUUCAGCCAUUUUCCCAAGCACCUCUGGCACAAGUACCUUCUCACCUUACCAGCAUGCUCACAAAGCAGACCUUUCAGGACAAGGACAUCUGGCUACAGCUCUGAUAAUUGCAAUGUCUACCAUAUUCAUAAUGGCAAUUGCCAUUGUCCUCAUCAUAAUGUUUUACAUUGUGAAAACCAAACCUUCUGCUCAAGCCUGUUGCAAGAGCCACUCAGUAAAAAAUGUUGAAGCUCAGGCUAAUACACAAGAAGAGAAGAAAGAAGUACAAGAUAACGUUGUGAUAUUCUCUGAGAAAGAAGAGUUUGAAAAACUUACAGCAACUCCAGCUAAGGCUGCUAAAAGUGAAAACGAUGCAUCUUCUGAGAAUGAACGACUUCUAAGUCGUAGCAUGGAUAGUGAUGAAGAAGCUGCAGUUGACAAGCAAGGGACACCAGAGAGAUGCUUGUUAUCUUUAGUGCAUUUGGCCAGAGAUAAAUCUUCUACAAGCAAUAAAUCAACAGGGAUUCAAAGUCGAAGGAAAAAGAUACUUGAUGUGUACGCUAACGUAUGUGACGUUGCAGAAGGCCUGAGCCCUACGGAGCUGCCAUUUGACUGCUUGGAGAAGACCAGCCGAAUGCUCAGUUCAACAUACAACACCGAGAAGGCCAUAGUGAAAACGUGGCGUCACCUUGCUGAGAGCUUCGGGUUGAAGAGGGACGAAAUUGGUGGCAUGACAGAUGGCAUGCAGCUGUUUGACCGCAUCAGCACAGCAGGCUACAGCAUCCCAGAACUGCUCACCAAACUGGUACAAAUUGAGCGGUUGGAUGCUGUCGAGUCUCUGUGUGCAGAUAUCCUGGAGUGGGCACAAGCAAUGCCUGCUCCUGAACCAGCAGUGACUUCCUGAUGGGCCUGGCUGGGGCCUGUGCUCCCACAACACCUCUGAGAACAAUGAUCCCAGCCAGCAGCACGUUGGAGACUUUGGAUAAGAGACCAUUUCUUCUACAUAAUCACUCCUGGUAACCAAUGGGAAGCUUUUCUCUUUUACUUCUACGAAAAUGAAGUUAUACAUCUACCAAAACAAGAACAGAAUUCUCCCAAGAAGCUUGGUAUGAAACAGGUGGUGAAACAAAAAAAUUAUGUUAAGCAGUUACUGACAAUAAGCAGACACAAAAACAUGAAUUCUGCAGCCUGUUUUUGAGUACAUGUGCAGAUAUGCCUGCUGCUGCCCUUCCUGCCUGGUUUGCAAGCUGUUGAGUUGCUCGCCGGAGAUGGUUUUAUCUCUUGGGGCUUUGGUCAACCAUUGGUCUAGCAGUUACAGUCAACAAUGGCACCACAGCCACAGUAUCCAUUAAUACACAUUAGGCACCUACAUUUCUAUCAGCUCUAACACAUUUAAUAUUUAACCAGUUUCAUUUUCUAUAUUCCCUAUGGGUUUAUUAAAUCUAAAAGUAUGUGCAUAGGUGUAUAUACACAGUCCUCAGAUCAACUAAUUAUAGUAUAUGAAAAAAAGCUCCAAGAUAAUUUACAGAUGGAAGCGCUUCUAAACGCUGUAUAUAAUGCAUGUAAAUGCACUCGUGGUCCAUACCCUCAUUUCAGAAAUUGUAAAUUCAAACUGCACACUCUGCAGACAAACCAGUUGGCUAAGGGCAGUGUGAGUUGGCAGUGAUCCCUCACAAGUGCAGAGGAGAGCAACAAGUUUUUCUCUUCCUUACCAGAAAAAAAAGCAAUGCAAACUGUGCACACACAACUUUGACUUUCCAAUAGUGACAUCUGUAUGUCAAAUAAUAUUUCAAGCAGAGGAAUAUUCAGACAACAGUUGGGCACGUGUGACGCUGAGAGCAAAAACAGUAGAUUUCUUUAGAUAGUUGGAAAGUACAGAAACAAGUGGCUUUGAAAUGCUGUGCUCCAGUGCACGUAAAACAUGGAAUCAUAGAAUCAUCAAGGUUGGAGAAGACUUCUAAGAUCAUCUAGUCCAACCAUUCACUUACCAUC